AUGAGUAAUAAAGAGAGCUAAAAUGGAAUGUAUAUUUCAUCAUCUAAUGAUUUGGCAAAGCAUGAGGAUUUAUUUAUGCCGAAGGAUAAUGAAUAGCGGGAUAACGUUAAAUAGGAAUUAGUAAGGCCGCAAACUCAGAGUUAAUUGUCAUCUGCUGAAUUAAUAGAGGAUGUUCCAGUGCCUAAACUAAUGCUAUAUAUUUCACAAAUGUCGAUAGAUGACUGUCAAAAUCAAACAAAGAAACCAAUGUCAAUAGAAGGCAUGAGUCCAAUGAAAUAUUCUCCUCCUAAGAAACAGGAGAGGAAAGUUCAAUAGGAGGCUGUGUCUGAAAUAAGAUAGUUUGAAAUAUAGGAAAUACCAACUAUUUAAUAGAUUCAAACGAGAAGAAAAGGGAAUAAAGCAAAUUAUAAUGUUGAUGAUUCUCCUGUGGAAUAAGACGAGAUGAAACCUUGUCAUUGCACAAAGACUCAUUGUUUAUAAUUAUAUUGUUCUUGUUUUCAUAAUCGGCGUCGAUGCAUGAGUGAAUGCAGAUGCAACGAUUGUUAUAAUGAUGGGCAACACGAGGAAGAAGUUUAAAAGGCAGUUGAAUAAAUUAAGAUAAAAGAACAGAGAGCAUCACAUCAUGAUUUGGAUUCCUUCGAUACUAAAUAAGUGUGGGGCUGUAAGUGCAAAAAGACAAAAUGUGUAAAAGGUUACUGUGAAUGCUUCAUUAGGGGAAAGAAGUGCACAUCUCAUUGCUAAUGUACGGAAUGUGAAAACAGAAGGAUGCCACAAAAGAAAUAAAAAAAGAAUUAAUAAAAUACUUAGAUAAAUAAAAAGAUAAAGAAAAAAUCUUAAGUUUGA
Messenger RNA from Paramecium tetraurelia, 843 nucleotides. RefSeq lists its product as uncharacterized. The record is from RefSeq and is a predicted model, not a curated record. Lineage: Eukaryota; Ciliophora; Oligohymenophorea; Peniculida; Parameciidae. Gene Ontology annotation, biological process: regulation of DNA-templated transcription. Gene Ontology annotation, cellular component: nucleus. The transcript is spliced from 2 exons.